AUGUUCUUGUUUCUGCAGAGUGACCAGCAGCUGGAUUGUGCCUUGGAUUUGAUGAGGCGCCUGCCUCCGCAGCAGAUAGAGAAGAAUCUCAGUGACCUCAUUGACUUGGUCCCAAGCCUCUGUGAAGAUCUCCUCUCCUCUGUUGAUCAGCCAUUGAAGAUUGCGCGAGAUAAGGUGGUAGGAAAAGACUAUCUAUUGUGCGACUACAACAGAGAUGGAGACUCAUAUAGAUCACCGUGGAGUAACAAAUACGAUCCUCCCCUGGAAGACGGUGCCAUGCCAUCUGCUCGCCUGCGCAAGCUGGAGGUGGAAGCCAACAAUGCCUUUGACCAGUACAGAGACUUGUAUUUUGAAGGUGGAGUCUCCUCUGUCUACCUCUGGGAUCUGGAUCAUGGUUUUGCCGGGGUGAUCCUCAUUAAGAAAGCUGGAGAUGGAUCAAAGAAGAUUAAGGGAUGCUGGGAUUCCAUCCACGUGGUGGAGGUUCAGGAGAAAUCCAGCGGCCGUACUGCUCAUUACAAGCUGACCUCCACAGUGAUGCUGUGGCUGCAGACUAAUAAAACUGGUUCUGGUACCAUGAACCUUGGAGGGAGCCUUACCAGACAG
Molecule: messenger RNA, 603 nt
Organism: Pelecanus crispus (Dalmatian pelican)
Lineage: Eukaryota; Metazoa; Chordata; Aves; Pelecaniformes; Pelecanidae
Source: RefSeq, a predicted model, not a curated record